GAGAGAAACGUUUGGCCCUCGAAUAGUAGUUGUGCUUUUCCAUUUUCUAUAUUUGUAUUCAUAUCGACAGUAUUUUUUUUGCUCAUAGUGGCAUAUUUCGGAAAACAUGAAUGAGGAUAUUUUGACCACUCUGAAAAUACUGAUCAUCGGAGAAAGUGGAGUGGGCAAAUCCAGUCUUCUUUUGAGAUUUACAGAUGAUACAUUUGAUCCAGAAAUUGGUGCAACAAUUGGUGUGGAUUUCAAGGUGAAAACCCUGGCUGUGGAUGGAAACAAAGCAAAGCUAGCAAUCUGGGACACCGCAGGUCAGGAACGUUUUCGAACUUUAACACCCAGUUACUACAGAGGAGCUCAGGGUGUCAUUCUGGUGUAUGAUGUCACUAGGCGAGAAACCUUUGCUAAGCUGGAUAACUGGUUGAAUGAGCUGGAUACAUACUGUACAAGAAAUGAUCUUGUCAAAAUGCUGGUGGGAAACAAAAUCGAUAAGGAAGACCGUGAGCUAGAGCGAGAAGAGGGUCUGAAGUUCGCUAGAAAACAUUCCAUGCUUUUCAUAGAGGCCAGUGCUAAGACGAGAGAUGGUGUUCAGUGUGCAUUCGAGGAGCUGGUGGAGAAAAUCCUGCAGACUCCAGGCUUGUGGGAGAGCGUGCACAAGACAAGAGGAGUUGCCCUGUCUGAACUCUCUGAAACCGGUCAAGGAGGCUGUGGAGCAUAUUGCUCACUUCUCUAACACACAAACUGCUGUUUAAACAGUGCAGGUUAGAUUAGUUAACGCAUACGUAUGCAGGAUACAUAAACCUUUUUUGGCCUAUGUAUCUGUGCAAGCACACAAGCAACACUCAUAUCUCAUGCUUAAAGCAUUAUCAUUUAACAGGUCCAGCGAUAUAAGGACGAUCACUGGAAAACUAGAUAAGCCUUAGAGGGGACCUUUCUCACAUUUUUUAGCGAUGAAAUUCAUUUAAAGAACUCUAUUGAAGGCACGCUCAUCAUUUUUAUUCAGGAGGGGGAUAAAAAACUUGAUUACUCUAUUAUACCUCAGAUCAGUUUGCUUCUCAGUUUGUAUAUUUCUCGUAGUGUUUUACUUUGUUUUGUCCCAGUGCCUGUGUUUCUUAUUUAGGGAGAGGUAAACACUCAUCAGUUUAACUCGACCUUUCAAACUGCUGGAAUGAGACCUCAGUAGAACAGAUUGCCCUCGCUUGAUGUCUGCAACGUGCGGAACUCCGUUCCUUCUUUAUCUGUCCAUCUUUGGAUCCCACUUUUUCCUACUGUCAAUCACUUGUUAACUCUCUUUCCUCUCUCUCGCUACAUGUAUCUGUCUUCAAUUCAGUUCUAUCAGUUCCGUCUCUGUUUCUCCACGUCCCUCUCUACAGAAUAAUAGAGUUACCAAGGAUUUUGGAUUUGUGUUUUACUACUUUUAUUGACUUGGACCGCCCACAUAAAAAUAUGUUUUUGAAAAGUUUAUAAAUCAAACAGAUUGGCACAACAAGUCUCUGCUGUACAUAUAAAUGAGGGUAAAAAUAACUGGAAUACCAUAGAAUAGAUUAAGGCUAAGAGAAAAGGCUAAUUUCUUUCUUUUGAAUAUAGGAAUAUUUUCGCCUGCAGAUUCAGGGACACUUAUUGUCUUGACAUGUCUGUCCAUCUCAGAGAAAGGAAAACAUUUUUUAAAAUCCUUAGAGUGAGUCAUUAGGGUGUGACUAUAGAUGGCUAGUUUUCUCACACAGAGAAAUGGAACAAAAGAACAAAUUUAGAAAUAAUAAAUGUUCGCCAAAAAAAUCUAUGACACUUAACAGCGAUGCCAAAUGAAUAUUUCCAUUCUCCUAGUUUAAUCUGCACUAUCCGAUCUGGACUAUUUAGUCUGUUAUGUUUGUUUUAGAGAGACAUCCAGGGGGUCCCAGAUGUCUGGUCUUGUGUUCGUAGCUUAAAAACUGGGUGGUAAAUUCCUGUUGCGAGCCAACCUCAGUUACAGCAGUUUCAGAAAGUGUGUGGCACAUGUGGAAGGAAACGCUGGGUUUGUAUAUACACCCACAGAGUAUUUUCAUUUUUGCGCACUUCUGCAUUGCUUUUCAUUUUUUUUUUGAAAAUGCAAAUUAUUAGGCAAUUAUAAAUGUAUCGUAUAGUUUCCAGUUGCAUGCAGUGAUGUCUUCUGUGCUUUUUAUGGCAGUUAUAUGUAAUGGUUUAUGUUUUGACCAAUCACUGCAUAUAAAAAUCAUCCCAUAUUUCCAUUGAUCUGAGGACUUUAACUAAUUUUGGUUUGGAUUCCUUACAUAAUCAUAUUUUUCUAUUUGUAUGUAAGUUAUUGCUAUUCAGCACUAAAUCCAAUGAAAACGCAUUUACGCAAUAUUGCAUACUGUUAUUGCACAUUCACUGCUGUAUGUAAAUAUUUGCUGAUGAUGGUCAUAAAUACAUUGUAAUGUUGAUGUUUGACACUAUAAUGCGGCACUUAAAAUGACAAUAUUUUGUCUCUGAAUACCUUUUUCUCUCUCUCUUCCACUUUCUCUUAUACCUUUUUCCAGCAGUGAGUUCUUGUUAAAUAUGACCCACCACAGGAAUGUAUCUCCAGGCCUCUGCGAUUUCACCGUUUCCCGUUACAUUUCUGCGUGAAUUCUGUGUAGUGACUGAAGUGUUUGCUUAUUCAUGUGUUCAGAUGGCAUCUUCAUAUGGUUUCCGCACCCGUUCGAUGUGGAUGAAUACAAAUGAUUGCAUUUGGACAGACAGGCAGGUCCAGUAACCAUAGUGAUUGCAGGUUUUUCACCGUAGAUAUGUCUUCAGAGCCGUUUGAGCAGGAGGUGUGUAAUUCCAAGUUGACAAAUGAAGGCCUAGCUGAAAGAUCUCCUUGGAUUAAGUACAAAAUGAUUUGGAGAAAGUAUGUGUCGAUCAUACAUCAACGACGCUUUGCGGUGUCUAUACUGUAUUGUUCUUAUAUGACUGGCUGUCCAUAGUAGUCCUGUAAUUCAGUACGUUAUAUUCCCCCUGAAGUCUUCUCUAAAUGCUCCCACCUGUCGGUUUGACCUUUCUCUUGGAUGAGGAAGGGAUAUUCCAGGCACAAUAUUAUAAU
This is a messenger RNA of Sinocyclocheilus rhinocerous, 3049 nucleotides long. RefSeq names its product ras-related protein Rab-18-B-like. The coding region runs from base 107 to 724 and encodes 205 amino acids. The record is from RefSeq and is a predicted model, not a curated record. NCBI's taxonomy places the organism in Eukaryota, Metazoa, Chordata, Actinopteri, Cypriniformes, Cyprinidae. The transcript has 7 exons. Gene Ontology annotation, molecular function: GTP binding; GTPase activity.